Chelonoidis abingdonii (Abingdon island giant tortoise) is the source of this 3805-nucleotide messenger RNA. RefSeq names its product leucine rich repeats and WD repeat domain containing 1 (gene LRWD1). The record is from RefSeq and is a predicted model, not a curated record. Gene Ontology annotation, cellular component: nuclear origin of replication recognition complex. Gene Ontology annotation, biological process: establishment of protein localization to chromatin; chromatin organization. Gene Ontology annotation, molecular function: protein binding; chromatin binding. Lineage: Eukaryota; Metazoa; Chordata; Testudines; Testudinidae.
UGAGCCUGGGCCGGCCUAGAACAUGGGGGUCUGGCAGCCCUCCGUAAUUUGGGCAGGGCUCUGAGUCAGGACUACGCUGAUACAUGCGGACGUGCCCGUGGAGGCUCUGCACCCCCAGACCCACCCCGGAACUAGACUGGACCAGAACACAACAUAGUCACAGCCAUGCAACUGGACCAGACCACAGCGAUCGGGACGCAGCCCUAUGUCUCCAGACACAGCACCGUAACAGGACGAGAACAUGCUGAUUCAGACAUAGCCAUAUGACCCAGAACAUGGCAAUGCCCUGGCUUGCUGGAACUGGACCAGGACACACCACCGUGACAAAACACGGCAAUGUAAUCUUGAGCUGGGACUGAACUGGAAAAGGGUGACCUGGCUGCAGCUACCUGACCCAUAACAUAAUAGCACAACCCCACACUGGAACUGGACCAGCCCAGACCACGGCGACCCUGUCACAGCCACGUGACAUAGCAACACGACCCCAUGCCAGAACUGGAUCGAAACGGUGACUCAGUCACAACCACGUGAACCUUAACGUGGCAAUGCAGUCCGGAUCCAGAAGUGGAUUGGAACAUAGCAACUCAGUCACAUGCAACCCCCACGCUGGAAUGGGAUCGAAACACAGUGACCUGGUCACAGCCACGCAACCCAUAGCACGACAACGCAACCCUGUGUUAGAACUGAACCGGAACACCCCAACUCGGUCACAGCCACAUGAUCAACAACAUGGCAACACAAACCUUUGUUGGAACUGGGCCAGAACAAAGUUACAUGGUCACAACCAUAACAUGGCAACACAAUCCCGCACUGGGACUGCACGAGAACACGGUGAGGCAGCCACAACUAGGGAACCCAUAAUGUGGCAAUGCAGUUUUGGGACAGAGCUGAACCAGAACAUGGUGGUGCAGUCACAGCUCCACAGGAACCUGUAAAAUGGCAAUGCAGCCCUAAGCCAAAACAUAGUGACAGCCACUCAGAUGUGGCCUGUAACAUACCAACGCAAUACAGCCCUGAGCCGGAACCGGACCAGAACAUGGCGACAGUCACAGCCAGGCAGCCUGUAACGUGGCAAAGCAACCUUAAGCCAGAACCAGACCAGAAUACUGUGACGUGGUCAUAGCCACAUAGCCCAUAAUGUGGCAACACAACCUUGAGCCAGAACAUGACAAUGUGGAUACGGCAAUGCUGUCAUAGUAUCGUGACCUAAUCCAUAAUGGAGAUGUGAUGCUGAGCCAGGACUGGAGGAGAAUGUGGAAGGUGCUGAGAAGACAGUCUACUGCUGACGGCCCUGUGUUUCCAGGAAAGGGGCAGAAAUUAAAAAUGUCAAAAGUUACUACAGAGCUUCUUUUGGAAAGAGCAGUUCCAAGAUCGACUAGGCUACGAAAGAUUGAGACUCUGAACUUAUCCAAGCUGCAGUUAAAGACCGGAGACUUGGAUCCCCGGUUGUUUUCCCGUCUGAGACAUCUGCAAAAUCUCGAUCUCUCUGAUAAUCUGUUGGACAAGCUACCUGCUAAUCUAAGCCUGCCAGACCUGCGUGUCCUAAACUGUAGUAACAACCAACUGGAAGAUGUGACUGUCCUGAAGCAGUUCCCACUGCUGGAGGAGCUAAACUAUGAAAACAAUGUGUACCUGACAACCAAUGAUGACUAUAAGGUCAUGUUUCUUUUACAAAAUCUUCGGCUACUCAAUGGCAAGGAUGUCACCAAAUUAGCUAAUCAUGUAAGAGUUGUCAACAGCCGAGAGCUGACCAGCAAGGUCACAGCUCACUGGGAGAGACACUUCCGGAGCCAACUCCCUGAGAAGUAUUCAGCCGAGCACGUGAAGUUCCUCAGGAAAAAGUUUCUGAAGUCUGCACAAACCCAGGUCAUAUAUGGACCCAGCUCCCUCGGUGAAUUUACCCGAUGGAGGGUGAAAAUGAUUGCAGAGGAGUUGCUGGCAUCCAUGCUGGGACAGGAAGAGAACACAAAUCCUGAAACACAAGAAAGGGUGGAAGAUAAUGAGGAGGAGACUACAGAAAACCCCAGGGAGGUGGGAAAUGAUGACGAUGCACAGGUCACAUUAGUCCCCAGCAAGAGAAGAGGGAGUCACUCGACAGCGGGAUCUGUGAGCAAAAGGCCACGGUCCCAGUGUAACACUGAGGAGGAAGUAGUGCUUAGUCCCAGAAAGUCCAGCCAUUCACAGGAUGAGCCGACUCCCGAUAGACCAAGAGCAUCGAACCAACAGACCAAGGUGGCCGAAGAGACUCACAGGAACGGAGAACAGCCUCUGAAAGGACAAAGCCACAGAAGAUCCAGCCAGUUGACAGAGGAGCACAAAAGCCAGGAGCAGGACAAAAGGGUUCUGACCACAACCCCGGCCAAGAACCUAGAAGACAAGGAAGUUAUCAGUUUGGAGCCAUUGCAUUUUCUUCAGUGUCACAGUAAAGGCAACAGUCGGGAGGAUUUUAAAACGCAGCUCUGGUCCUGUGUCUUUGAGCCGCCAUUGGAUUCUGGGGCGAGGAAAGACCCUGUAGUGAGCACUUCCAGAACCAUGGCCACAUGUGGAGGGGAAUCUGUUUGUCUUAUCGACUGUGAGACCGGAAUCGUGCUGAAAAAGUAUAAAGUUCCUGCGGAGGAGUUUUUCACCGUUGCAUGGACAACUCUGACCAUGGUAACUAAUGACGGUCGGAAAAAAAAGCAUAAUAUCCUGGCUGCAGCCGGAAGAAGAGGAAUUGUAAAGCUGAUUCACGUAUCGGCUGAUUUCUGCUACGGAGAGAUUAAGGCUCACAAAAAGCCCAUUGCUACAGCCUGCUUCAGCCCAAGCUGCGAGACACACCUCUUUACUGCAUCCUAUGACAAAAGAAUUGGCCUCUGGGAUAUUGGGGUUCCGGAUUGUGACUACAACUUCAAAGCAAGCCAACUGAUGGUGCUGGAAGUUGCCUCUAUUCCAUUACGGAUUGCCCUGGUCCCAUCCUGCCCAGAUCAGUUCCUGCUGGCUGGUUGUGAAGAAGGUUGUUUUGCCUGGGAUAUUAGACUGGACAAGCCACAGAAGAGCAGGCCUUUUGAAGUGGCCUUCCAGUUUCCUAAUGAUGAGGGAGAAGCAACAGCUUCCCACAGAGUGGAUGGAUUGGCUUUUUUGAACAAGGAUGUUGUGGUUUCUAAGAGUUCUAAGACAGGGUCUAUCUACUUAUGGAGCUGGAGUCGGUCCUUUGAGGCACAGGGGAAAUCAUGUCAGAGGAUACAACCUGCACUUAUUCUAGCUGAACUGGAGUGGUCUACGACAGACCUGCCCUACCUUACCCUCAGCACCUGUCCAGCAGCAGAGUAUGUGUUCUGUGGCGACGAAAAGGGAAGCGUGUGGAUGUACGAUCUCAGCAAGCGCUCUUCAGCCUGGAGGGCCUCCAAGGGAAAAUGCUCAGAGAACAGAAUAGCUCCCACACAGAUUCUCGAGUGGCCAGAGCUUCGAGCAAAUGGGGAGCUGCUGACUGAAGUCUUAAUAAACAACGUGGUGACAGACCCUACUUUCACUUACCUUAUCGCUUUAACUGGCGUAAAUAUAGCAGCGGUAUGGAAAAAAACAUAGCUUGUUCUGUAUGGAAAAUUUCAUUCCUGUGAUGUUUUGAAAUAGUGCAGUAUUAGUGAUUGGUUACUCUUGGAAACAUGAAGUUUUCUAAGCCAGCCCUUAUCGUGCAAUCGAGAAAAACACAAAGGGACUUGGCACACGUGCUGUCAUUGACAAUAUCCGGUUUCUUUUACCGUGAAUUUUCACAAUUUGUGUAUUUGUUUUAUAGAAAUGAUACUUAAUAAAAUGUAAUACCUGGUAA